GUGAUAGGGUUAUAACGGCGAAAAAUUUGUUUGUUGCAGUACAUGAAACAGUGAAUAGCCCGGCUCUGAAAUAAUAUAAAGAAAAUUAAUUAAAGUUUUGAUUCGUGAUUCCAUUCGUUAAAUUUUAUAUUCGAAAUAAAGCUUGGAGUAAUUUUUCAGCGAUGCGUGUGCCAGUGAUUUCCCCGGGCAUAGAAGCGGCUGAUCCACCUGUUUUAAAGGAUGGACUUCGAAGAUUUCUGGAGUGGUCCGCACAAAAUAAAAAGUUGAAAGAGGCGUCCAAAAGAAAAGAGGAAGAAUUAUCUAAGAUAAUUGAUAGUGAUGAAAGUACGAGUGGUACUUCUAAGGUCCCAAAUGUUGUGGAAGGACCAUCAAAGGAAAACGCAAGUAAAGUAGAUUAUCGAGUAAAUGAACGCUUCCUGGAGGUGGCCUAUUCGGAGAAAUUCGAUAAUUUGGUUCGAUGGUUUACCAAUUCACCAGUUAUUUUUUCAUCGCUUUCUUAUGACAAACGAGUAGCUAAAUAUCUUCAGUCUCCUGCUGAAGAAGAUUCGAUAGUGUCAUCUCUAAAAACUAACUUGAAAGCCAUGCUGGAUGAAUUCCCCGAAUCAGAUGAUGCUGAUUCCCAUUCACAGGAAGAAGAUGAUGACCUCCCAGCGUUGGAUGGUGUUUCGUUUGAAAGCGAUGACAAAGGGGAAUAUGGAAAUGAUUAUCAUAAUGAAGGUGUGGUGCAGGAGGAGAUGUCGGAUACCCAAUCUGAAGCAAUGGGAGAUGUUGACCUAGAUGAUGGAAUUGAGGUUGAUAUGGAUGGAACAAAUAACCAGGAAAAGACCAAAAAAGGCGAUGUUAUUGAUAAAAGGUUAGUAGUUGGAGCUGAGCGGAGCAGUAACUACGCCAAAGUACCAUCAAAACAAGAAUGUCCUCCGGCUACUCAACCGGAUGGUGUUCCGCACGUACCUCUGAUUCCAGUUGAUCCAUUAUUCGAAUGUUUUGGUCAACAUCAUUAUCCAUAUAAUGUAGUGCGACCUUAUUGCCUUCCAGUCGAUUUUCUGCACCCUUACACGCCUUUAAUUCCAACGCUGCAAACACCACAAUAUGUUUUACACUGGCUUCAAUUUAUGCCUAGCGUCGCUAAUAUGGAGGUUUUAACCAAUGAACUGACAUCCAAUCUAAAUCCAAAUGCUUCCCCAUUUGUGAGUCGUAAGGUUGCAAAUUCAACCCCCUCUGUAGAUGUGGUUCCAGAUUCGACCUCUUCAAACCAGUGCGAAGAUCCAUUGGAUCAGAAAGAAGACACAUCAACUGAUAAUCAUGACUGCACACCGUCAAGUGAUACCGCACUUGCAUCUCCGAGUUCAUAUGUGCGUUCACCAUUGCAACUUUCAACGUCGACUCCGUUACCAUCGCCUAAAUCUUUAAUCUUGGAUUUGGAUGCUGUCAUCACUUCAUCACCUCAUCAGAAGGAAGAGGAUCAGUCCCGCAAUGAUGUAAUUCCCUGUGAAGCGUUAUCAGCUUAUAUCUGGGAAACCUGGAAUCAAAUAUGUACUGAAAAUGCUAUUUGGUUUGAGUUGACUCAAAAGGAGGAGGACUCUACAUCACAGUCUCCUUCAGCUGAUUCACCAAGAACCGAAACCAACAGCGAUGAAACCACUCACGAAUGGAAUCCAAAAGUUGGCUCCUUAAUCGCUGAAUGUGUUAAAAAGCUUGAGGCACUGAAAACAACCACAGAAUAAUAAAAUAAUAUAGUAAAAUGCGUAUGGUAUAAUCAUCCUAUUUUAAGUGGAAUCGAAUUGAUUGAGAAGCUGACACAUUUCAGUAAUUGAAUGAAUUCAAGGAAAGAAGAGGGGGUUCUUGACUGAAAUGUGUCGAAAAGAUUUUAGCUCCAAUAGCUAAAUUUUGAGAAUUGGCUUUACUGAUAAAAGCCUAUUCGGUUUCUUUUUUUUUCAAUUUAUUAUAAUAUAUUAUAAUAUUAUUAUAUAAAAUAUCUCUCAACGAUUCAAAAUUCACUUAAAAUGGGACCUGGAAUAUUGUAGAAUAAAUCCAUUUAAAAAACUCCAAAAAAAUUAGAGUCGUUAUAAAGUUAAUAGAGUUCGUCAAAAAGAUGAUUAGAUGUGAUAUCUGUGGUUGGUAUAUGUAAUUUCUGUGAAAAGAAAAAGAGAAAAAGAAGAAAGUAUGUUUUGUUAUUAUAGUUUUCAUCUAAUCAUCUUUUUUUUUAUACAAUUUGUGUUAGCAUUUGGUAAAGAUUCUAUAAACAACUAAUAGGCCUCAUAAUUAACAAUAGUUUGUAGAUACAUUUCUGUGAUAUACAUAUACUUGUAAAUAUUAGAUAAAUGUAAAUAUUAUUGUGUAUUUUUUAGCAGAUUUUAUUAUAUUUCGACUAAUUUUGUGUAAUAGUUCUAAAAAGCAAUAUUAAUGUCAUGUAAUAAUAAAUAUGUAGUUUUUCAUAUACAUGUCGCAGUCUAUGUAGAAAAUACAUAGCAACAUAGAAUUGUUAGUUCGAAUAAUGUUUUAAAUAGAGGCCUAUUAAAAUGAAAAAUGUCUAUG
This is a messenger RNA of Hermetia illucens (black soldier fly), 2535 nucleotides long. RefSeq lists its product as uncharacterized. The transcript is spliced from 4 exons. Lineage: Eukaryota; Metazoa; Arthropoda; Insecta; Diptera; Stratiomyidae. Bases 162 to 1724 code for a protein of 520 amino acids. The record is from RefSeq and is a predicted model, not a curated record.